CAGUAUUUCGAAAGGAAAGGUAUAUAUUUCAGUUUUGAUCCCAAGUUCUAUUUUAACUUUACUGAUCAAACAAACCAUAAUCCUAUUCCAUUCUGUGUCUGUCUAUUGUUUGUGUUUUCACCCUUUCCCAUCACAGUUCAGCCUGAAGUGUUCAUCUCCAGGAGUGAGUCCAAUAGUCAGGACAAGCCGCUCACUCUCUCCUGCCUGGUCACUGGAUUUUAUCCUGUAGACAUCGAGGUGAACUGGCUAAGGAAUGGAGAGGUCAUGUCUGAGACACAAUCCUCGGGGAUUCGACCGAACCAUGAUGGGACCCAUCAGAUCCAGAAAGAGAUUGAAAUCAAUGCUGGGGAUGAGGAUCAAUAUUCCUUUCAAAUUGACCAUUGCAGCCUGUCAGAGGCCAAGCUCUAUCAGUGGGAAACCCCAGGAAACAGUGGGGAACACAUCCAUCUUGGAAUGAUACUUGGAUUCCUUUUUGCUGCAGUGUUCUGGAUAAUCGUAAUGAUCAUUUGGAUAAGGUCAUGGAAAGAUUGAACAGUGUAUUCCAGAUCUGCAUAUUGUGAUCCUCAGUCACCAAGUCAGGCCUUCUGAAUUCAUGCUUUCAUCCUGUCUCGGAAAUGUGAGCAGUGUUGCCAUCUUCAUCGUCAUGGACGGUUUCUCCCUCACACUUUCUCAUUUUCAUUGUCUUCAUGCUUUCAUAAUUUGCCUGAAAUGAAACAAUGUCCAAAGGCAGAGAUAGUAGGAACUGCCGAUGCUGGAGAAUCUGAGAUAACACGGUGCAGAGCUGGAUGAACACAGCAGGCCAAGCAGCAUCAGAGGAGCAGGAAA
Molecule: messenger RNA, 825 nt
Organism: Rhincodon typus (whale shark)
Lineage: Eukaryota; Metazoa; Chordata; Chondrichthyes; Orectolobiformes; Rhincodontidae
Product: beta-2-microglobulin-like
Exons: 3
Biological process (GO): immune response
Cellular component (GO): external side of plasma membrane
Source: RefSeq, a predicted model, not a curated record